CGUGACGUCACUCGCACCGCGCGGCCGCCAUGACCGGGUUCGGGGAGGAAUUCACGCUGUGCGCGCUGCUCGCCGGGACCGGAGCGGGGAGACCCCGGGGACCCCGGAGCGUGGGGCUGGGGGGAGAGCCGGACACCGUGCUGCUCACCGACACCGGGAGGACCGUCACCCUCUACCAGGUAAUACCCGGCAGGCACCGCGGCACCCACGUGGGACCCACACACAGCCCGGCACGCGGACCCUCACCGGUAUGGGGACCGUAACACGGCCCAGGCCCGGGGGGGGUAACACGGCCUGAUGGGGGGACCAUAACACGGCCCGAAGGGGGGACCGUGGGGCCUCGGGGGGACCGUAACACGGCCCGGUAUGGGGGACCGUAACACGGCCCGGUAUGCCCAAAGGGGGACCGUAACACGGCCCGGAAUGGGGGGGACUGGACUGCAACACGGCCCGGUAUGGGGACCGUAACACGGCCUGGAAGGGGGGGGACCGUAACACGGCCCGGUAUGAAGGGGGGACCGUAAACACGUGGGACGGCCCGGUAUGGGGGGACCGUAACACGGCCUGAAAGAUGGGGACCGUAACACGGCCCGGUAUGGGGGUAGGUGGGCAGCGCCGGCCGGUGUGGGGGGGGCAGGUGGGCAGCGCCGGCCGCGGGGAGGUGGGCAGCGCUCGGUCGGUGUGGGGGUAGGCGGGGCAGCGCCGGCCGGUGGGGAGGUGGGUCAGCGCCGGCCGGUGUGGGGGGCGCGCCGGCCGGUGUGGGGCAGCGCCGGCCGGUGUACAGCCGGUGUGGGGUGGGUGGUGGGCGGCCGGUGGGGGAGGCAGGCACCGGCCUGUGUGGGGGGGUAGGUGGGCAGCACCGGCCGGUGGGGGUAGGCGGGGCAGCACCGGGCCGGGUGGGCAGCCGGUGCAAGGGGGGUAGGUGGGCCAGCCGGCCAGCCGCAGCUGCCGCCGCCGGCCGGUAAAGGGGAAGGCCGGGCCGGUAUGGGGGGGUAGGGUGGGAAGCCGGGUAUGGGGUAGGGGCAGCCGGCCAUAGGGGGGCGCAGGGGCCGGGUGUGUGGGACCGCCCGGUAUGGCAGGUGGGAGGGGCAGCGCCGGCCGGUGGGGGGAGGUGGGCAGCCCGGCCGGUGGGGAUGGGCGGGGAGGCCCCGGGUGGGGUAGGUAAGCAGCCACCGGCCGGCAUGGGGGGGGGGGUAGCCGGCCGGUGGGGGUAGGUGGGAAGCAGCACCGGAUGGGGAUAGGCAGCCACGGCAUGGGGGGGUGGGGUAAGCAGCCGGCCGGUAUGGGGGUAGGUGGUUGGCCGGCCUGCGUGGGGAGGCACUGGCCGGGUGUGGGGAGGGAAUGGGCCUGUGUGGGGUAGGGUGUAAGGGAAAUGCAGGUGGCAGCUGGGCGCCGGUGCAUGGGGGUGAGGUGGGCAGCGCCGGCCGGGGGGGUAGGUGGGCAGCGCCGGCCGGUAUGGGGGGUAGGUGGGCAGCGCCGGCCGGUAUGGGGGGUAGGUGGGCAGCGCCGGCCGGUAUGGGGGGGUAGGUGGGCAGGCGGUAGGUGAAAUAAACUGUAACUGAUAGAGUUGGGUAUGGCUGUGAUGGUGGUGAGCGUUAAUAGGGCUCCAUGGACUCCUGCUCAGUUAGGGCUUACCCCACAAGCUUUGAAUUUCUGGGGUUAUCACUGGGAUUCUGUGAGUUUGCUUUACAUCACUGGUUAUUUACUAUUAUUGUAAGAAGACUAAAGUGAGAAUUCAAAUUUAAUGGGGCACUAUAGUCACCAGAACAACCACAGCUUUAUGUGUAUAGUGUGUCUCUGCAGACUUUUCAAUGUAAACACAGCCUUUUCUGAGAACAAGUAGUGUUUACAUUGCUGGCUAGUAACACCUGCUAUUUAUUUCGAUGAGCGGUGACAGAUGUUUGAAGAAUGGUUUUAAACAUGUUUGGUUGUAUGGUAUUGUAGUUAUUGCCCGCUAUAUCUGUGCAAAAAUUAGUUUUGGUCGGUUCGUUCAAAUCGGUUCGUUUUAAUCCACAUCUGGCCAAAUCGAUCUUCUGGGAUUUACCUGUGGGGUCUUAUUCAUUGAAUGAGACUCCUCCAGCAAAUCCUGGUUCAUCCAAUGUUUUGCUUACUCUAACUUUAAACAAGUUGUUCUUAAUAUUUUAGGUAUCUGAUCAAAAACCACUGGGAAGCUGGACUGUAAAACAAGGACAGAUCGUCACAUCACCUGCUGUCUUUAAUUUUGGGACUGAAGAAUAUAUUGUAGUUCAUGAUGAUAAGGUAACGGUUUGAUCUUCAACUUUGUUGUUUUUGUGAUGGCAGCAUACAGUGAAUGUGACAUGUUGCUCAUGGUUUGUGUUUUUCCUUAUGCAGUUUUUAUGUAACUGUAUUCUUUCUGCCAAUUUGCCGAUACAAAGUACAGAGCACAAUGGUUUCCUAUAUGAGCAUUCAUACUAAACACCUUUUAAAGUUUAAAGGGGAACUAUUAACAAUUUGAUUUAUGCAGCUGUGAAAUUGUAAAAUGACCAAAGCUAUUUGGUUAGAAAACUAUUCUUGGAUAACUGCAUCUUGGUUCACAGUGAAUAUUAAACCUUUAACAAAAAUGUAUUUAACUAAAAGCACAAGAAACUUUAGAUGCAAAACGAAAAAUAUGCCCUGCACAUAAAGCAGGCUUCAAACUAAACAGAACUUUUACCCCAGGACAAAUUUGCUUUCGAUCUAGGAGCCAGCUAAAAAAGUUAGGAGCCAGUUUUUUUCCCCCAACGACAAAAAUACAAUUCUUAAAGGGACACUAUAGUCGCCAGAACUACUACAGCUUAAUGUACUUGUCUGGUGUCUGUAGACUGUCCCUGCAGGCUUUUCAAAGUAAACUGCACCUUUUCUUAGAAAAGGCAGUGUUUACAUUGCUGCCUGGUAACACCUCUAGUUGCCGUCACUCAAACGGCCACUAAAGUGUCUCUUAUUUCAGUGCAGCACCUUCGUUCAGUGUCUCAAAGCUCUGCAUGAAGUCCCUGAAUGCUCCCCAUGGAGAUGCAUUGAUUUAUUGCAUCUCUACGAGGAGAUUCUGAUUCGUAAUUGAUAAUCUCAGCUAUGGAGGCUGGCCAGCUGCAGUGAGACCGGCAUAGCGUUGGAAAAGAGGUGAGUAAGAACACCAUUCCCAUGUGAUCAGAGGGGGCUGGUGACCUAAACGUACACACCCUGGCUGACACACACACUCUCACACAGUCACAAAGUAUUAUUUGAUAUAGAUACACACAGAUAUACACACACACAAAAAAAGGUAAUACAUAUUUUUAGCCACCCUCCUGUUUCCUACCUUUGGGGCUCAGGAGGGUUGCUUCCUGGGGUCCAGUGGGACUGGGUAGCAGCAAAUGAAAAUUGGUUAUUGCGGCAGGUGGGAGCAGCUGCUGCUGUUUAAGUCUUCUCGGCCCCAUGCAAAUCUCUGUGCGCCGGGAGGAAGUGAAGGGAAACUUAAUUACUUUCUCCCGCGUGCAGGCCGCAAAGGGGAUGGGCGGGCAGCUGGCUCUUCAGAAUAGCUGGAGCCUAUGAGGAAAGUGGGCAGGGUGACUGUGGAACGCGAGCAGGCUGACAAGCUCUAAUUAAUGUGGGUGGGCUCGGAGGAAUUCGGCCGGGGUGGCGGGCAGGCAGCAAGCUGGCAGUCUUUAUAUGCUGCCCUUCCAGCUUGCAAUUCCCCUGCGGGAGGAAGGAGGGGACAGGCCGACCAAUCCCAAGCGCCAGGGCAAAAUUCUUAGUCGACCUGGCGCCUGUGAUUUGUCGAGCCCUGUUUUACCCAACCAGCAUGUAGGACACCCAGCUUUACAAAUUAUUGUAAUUGCUUUUUAUUGUACCAAAAAUGCCAAUAUGUUAGCUGAUGAAGCAGUUUUGUUGUAUAGAUUGUGCCCCUACAGUCUCACUGUUCAAUAAUCUGCCAUUUAGGAUUAAAUUCACUUUGUUUAUGCAGCCCUAGUCACACCUCCCUGCAUGUGAAAACACAGCCUUCCUAAACACUUCCUGUAAAGAGAUCUAAUGUUUACACUUUCUUUAUUGCAAAUUCUGUUCAAGCAGUGAGACUUCAGAGGUAUAGUCUCCCACAGUGUCCCUUUAAGUCCUACCUAUUUGAACGAUUGAGAUAUAGAUGGUCCUGAAGUGUCUAAAAUAACAGGAACUGAAAAUAGUUUUAAUGAAAGAAAAUGCUCCUUAUGCUGAUGACUCAAUGUCAACAACUUUAUAUUUAUCCUUGUUGGUCAGAAAGUGUACAUUGUGUUUAAUGCAGAGUUUGACACAGCCUGGGCUCUAUUGAGUUAUUGAUUGUAAAGAUACGAAUUCCUUUUACCAGCUUUGUGAGAUUUUUCCUAUUCGGUUUCUAACAUUGCAUUCCUUUGCAGAAAGGAGAAUGGCCUCUAUAUAAAGUUAUUUACUUUUUUUUUUCCGCAGGUUAUCAGGAUAUGGAAAGAUAGCAAUGCAAACUUGGACAAAGCAUUCAAAGCAACCGUAAGUGCUUUUAAAAAAAAUUAUUUUGCAGUUUUUAAAGGACACACCAGGCACCCUCAUGUGUUUUAAUGCAAUGCUUAGAUUUGCUUUCAGUUGGCCAUGUUCCAGAAGUUCAUUAUAUGCUGCCCCUAACCCCAAUACUGGUGCUAGGAGUGCCCUGAUAACUCCCCAGAGUUGCUAAUGGCUUGAUGUCUUACCUGCUGACCACUGGGCACUGCUCCCUGCCUCUUCCCUUCCAGAAUUGAGAGAUAGAAGCUCCCGUUAAGCGCUUCCGCUGGACCAGCUCAUUGGCCGAGAGCAAAAUGGUUUGACUACUUGCGUGGUGGGGAGCUAGGGAGCACCUGGGCCACUACAGUGCUCUGUACUUGUGCUUGGCUUUUAUUUAUUUUGUUUCUACAGUGCAGUUUGAAAAUGGGGAAGAAUUCAUUUGGCAGGUUAACCACUUUCUGCUCUGAAUCAAGAGCUAGGAAUGUAUUUUUUUACUUAUAGAUUCCAUAGCACAAACCACAUAGUGUGAAUAAAACACUAGCCCAUGUUUAAUUUCUUAUUUGUACUUUAAAGGGACUCUCCAACCUUUAACCACUACAACUUGUAUAGAGGUUGCUGUGUUAGUCUGAGGGUUCAGUCAGUGAGAAUUUUGUCAACCCUAUUUUAAGCCAUAUGGAAAAAAAUACUACGAAUUUUCAGGACCCAAAGUAUUCCCCUUUUGCUGGAUUUAGUAAAAUUAGGAAGCUUUAUCUCAUUAUUACCAGUCCAGUAUAUUUUUAAUCCGUAAGCAAGGAUCAGCCAUAUCAAAUCACUGGUCAUUUGUUCAAAACAGCAAACCCCAUCAAAUGGCUUACUGUUAGGCGGUACUGAAAUGUUCAGAAUUCUUCUGUACAAAUAACUGGACAAAAAACAGGCAAGUAAACUUCAUUGUGAAAUCUCCAUGUGAGGAGGUAAACACUACGAACAAUAAACAGCAGUGAGUCUGGUCCUGGGUAUGUCUCUUUUUAUAUAUUCUGAAGCCAUUUCCAAAACUCAAACGUAUUAACAGUUCUUGAUGAUUUCAAGAGCUGACAAUCUACAUAUGUUAUUGCUGGUUUAACUGUUCUUUUGAAGACAGGCCUUUUACUACUAGAUUGUAAAGUGCUCUCUCUUUUCUUGAUUGUCAGCUCUCUGCCGAUGUGUAUCGGAUUCAUAGUCUCCCUGAUCAUGAACCACUUGUACUGUUUCGGGGGGGAUCAGUGCGGUUUUUGGAUAUGGUGCUUGCUGAUCCACAACAAGAAGUUGAAACCACUCUGGUGGAUGGAGAAAAGAUCUUGUAAGUUUGUUACUAAAAGUAUUUUGUUGGUUUGUAAUUCAGUCUAUUGAAAAAUAUUCAAUAGUGAAUUCUUCUUCAAAAAUAAUAUGAAUGUGGAUAUGGUUGAUAAAUGCUAAUAUUGUUUUUUGUUUUUUUUAGGUGGUCUGAUAUGUAUGUUGAAGGUGGACAGUCUGUGUUGGUAUAUAUUACAGAGAUAGUAAGUAUCAGAUUUCUGCACAUAGCACAAUUUCUAUAGUGAGCUCUCUACUGUGAUAUCGGGACACCAGUGUAACAUGCACUUAAUUUAGGCUUAAUUGGGGGUGGGGGAGAGUCUUGUUACCACACCAACGCUAUAUAAAUAUACAAUUCAAAAAAACUAAAAGCACACCAAAUCCUGCCAAAUAGUAGACUUUAUUAAAUAUGAACAGUUAAUACAUUAUAUAAAUAACAAAGUGCAUAACAUAUCCGGUCUAAUUACCAAAGGUAAACAACCUUUAAAUAGCAAACAUUAAUCCAAAAAAGUGCAGAAUGCACUUCGUGAUUUAUUUUUUAAUGAUGUAUAUUUUUCAUCUUUGCUGCCAUGCUGAGUCUAAUUCUAGUAAUUCUGCUGCUUAACCCAACUUGCCUGUGGCACUCGGUGAUCGCAGAAGUUGGAUAGAUAACCGUAUAAUCUGACCCAACAUGACUGCGCAUCCAGAUAAGUGACAUUUUGUCAACAAAAAUAAAUCAUUAAGUUUGUAAUACAUGUACUAACCGUAAAAAAAAAAAGACAAGAGGAAACUGAUAAUUGUUAUUCUUUAACAAAUGAUUCUAAUGAGCUCACUCCCUGCACACAUAACACAAUGCUUGUGGCUCAGAAUGCUAUACAUCACUAUCACAUGCAACCAAUUCCAGGAGGAAAAUUUACUUGAAUCUAAUGUUUAAUCUGGCUAUUUCACACGAGAAAUGUAUUGAUUAUGAUUUAUCCAAACAUUGAAGAUUUGUUCAUGUUAACCAAAAGCACAGGUGGCAUUGAUCAAGAACACAAUUGUUGGUGUUAAUGGUAAAGUGACCGUCCCGAAUUUGUUUACCUGAAACCAGAUGUUAAUUUAUUUCUUAUUGUUUUCCAGCUCGGCGAGCAUUGUGUAUAUAUCUGGUCAUCCAGUCCUGGCAUUUCUCAGAAAUAUAAAGUUAACCCAUACAUUGAUGGGUCCCGCACCUUGGGAUUUUCUGGGUCUCUAAAAAAUAAAACGUUCCAUUUAAUCAUUCUAUGUAAGUAAAAUUAUAUGUAAGCUAACUCGCAAUUCUAUACGUGUGUGGUUUAAAAAUUUUUUAAUUCAGUCUGUGAGCUUGUCAUGAUCGUAUAUUUGCUUUAAGGGUUGGUCUGUCUUUACAGUUCUGAUCCAGAAUGUUAACUUUAGCUCAGAUAAACUGCUAUCUCUAUUAUGAAUUCUAGAACAAGCAGUAAGAAGUGGAAUUUCUCUCCAAGUAGCUCAGCACGUUUAUAGACAAUGCUAUAAUAAAAGUGCUAAUCUUUUUAGGUCAGAGUUCUCCAAACUGACCCACCAGAUGUUGCUGAACUACAACUCCCAUGAUUCUCUGGCUAUCUCCUUUCAUUUAAAAACUCAUGGGAUUUGUAGUUCACCAGCAUCUGGAGUGCCGGCGUUUGUAGAACCCUGCUUUAGACGUUACUACCUUCAGAAGUAUCUUUAAUUCCUUUACCUGCUCUUGUUCUAGACUCUAACGGACAUGUAUGUCACAGCUUUGCCAGUCUUGUUCAGUCUAAGGUAGAGAAUGCCCUUACUGUCUCACCAUUGCUCCAACUGGAAGAACCAUCAGAUACCGGCGUUGUAGCCGUUCUGGAUGAUUCCCAUAUUGCCACACUGACAGAACUUCCAUCAAUGCAAAAAGGUAUUUUAUUUAUUUUUUUUAAAUCUUUGAAUUAAAUCUAUUUAUUUUGUUUUGAGGGAGAGGCCUGGCUACCAGGGCGCAGGCUGAGGAAGUUCCUCAGCGAAGUCUGUGAUUUACGUGCAUUCCUGCACAUUUUGAAAUGUAAACAUUUCAUGAUAUCGAGGAGAACCAGGGACAAUCUUGACGGCUCCAUCGAGUGAUUAUGGAGUCCUGGCGCUCUCUGCAGAUCUCAAGCCUUGAUGAUGCAUCGACUCUUGUCCGAGUUAUUUUUGAAGCAACACUAAAAUAAUUUUUUAAAAUAAUAACUAGAGUGUUGCUCACUCUUAAUGCAAUUUUAAUAUUUCCACCUGCCGAGGUACAAAGUGUGAUCUGCAGGUGAAAUUGAUCUUAUUUCCUAAAAAUUAUUUUCUUUUUUCCUUUCAGACAUUCUGUGUAUAUGGAAUACAAAGUUUCAGACCUUACAAGCCGUAAAAGAAUUCUCUCAGAAGACCAGCAUGCAGGUUAGAAUGGCAUAAUGUUCACAUUUCUACUUUAUCGUCUGAGCUAGAACCUCCGCUUAGCAAUAAGCACUAAAUGUGCGUGGCCUUCAUUCACGUUAUCUUUGUCAUUCUGCUUUAUCUUUUCUUAAUCCCCUGCUCCCUGUCUGUUUGAACCCAUUAUGGAUAAAAGGCUAGUUGAGUCCUACUGAUUGUGUAGACUACUUGCUAGUGAUACAAAGCUCUGGUCUGAUCUCACGUGUUAAAAGAAGGAAUUCAUCUUGUGUGAGUUUUGUCUGUAGCAGUGAUGGCUUGUAGGGCCUGGGAUGUCACAGCAGAAUUAUAUCUUAUGGUCUAAAUUUGUUGAAUUAGCAGAGAUUGGUUAUUACAGGGAUCGUUUCAUCAAAGGAACUUGCCCAGGUGUUCUGCCCUCUUGAGACUUUGUUGAUUGCAUUGACAUGUGUGCUGAUGUUUUGAACAAAAACUGCUACAGAAACUAACAUUAGCGGCUGGGAGGGCCCUAGCUUAAAGGAUCACUAUAGUGUCAGGAAAACAAAGCGGGGGCGCUGAAGGGAUUAAAACCCCUGGCUCUGCUGUCUGUAUAACAAGCCGUGGUGUCUUGGAUAAGAGGAGACCUUUAGUUGUCGGAAAUUGGCCCAGAAUUAGAGGUCUUAGGUUGGAAACCCGGCAAAUGUAAAAGGGGUGUCUGUAACGUGCUGAUUUACUAUGUGACAUUUACAAGAAAUCUUAUGAAUCUGAGCGAAUGUUGCAAGUGUUGUAACCAGACUGGCCAUAAAAUGCAAUCAAUAUACUUGUAAAGUAAUCAGCGUUUGAGCGGAGACAUAAAGAAUCCUGCCGAGGGCUGCUUUUAUAAAACACAUCAAUGCUAUUCAUAGCUUAUAAUUGGAAGCAGAACACAGCGGUAAAUGUUUUCUGACGUGGGCCUUGGUUUUUGUUAAUAUUCACAGGUAAGAUUUUCAGAUUAAUAUUUUCGGAUAAACUUUUAAAAGCAUUUAAUAUUUUGAAAAAAAUUAUAUUUUAUUUUCGUAUUUAAAAAAAAAAAUUUUUUUUAGGAGUUUAUUCAAAAUGAUGUAAUAAUUUGAAACGCUUAUCAAAGAAUAUUAAGUUGUCUUCUUUCUUCCUGUAAAAUGACAUACUGUGUUAUAUUCCGUGUUCUAAUUCUGCUCUCUCUUACAGCUCUGGUGCCAUGACAAUAAAAUGUAUGUGGUACAUGGAAAAUCCAUUACAGUGAUACCAUAUGGUUGUGACCCAUCUUGCUUGGCGUCUUCUCUCGGCAAGUGGAGAAACAUCCACACAUCAGGUGCUCCUUUUUAAUCUAUUUGUUUUUAAAUAGAAUGUCUUCUUAUAACAUAUACAAAACAGUUUUUUUAAGUUUUUUUGUUACUAAUUUUAAAUGUUCUAUAUUUAUCUUGUUGUUCAGUUAGGGAUUGUCCAGUAUAAUUUUGCAGAUGUUCCCUGCAGAAUGACUUAUUAGCAAUUCACUGGUUUUCCCAUAGAAAUUGUACUUUGUUAACUUUAAUAAGCAAUUUAAAUCCGGGUUUCUGUGCUCCAGUGAUUAAACACUACAGAGUGGGAAAAUUACUAAAAGCCCGUGAUUGAACAUAACGCUGCAAAAAAAUAAAAAUACCAAAGUAGGCAGAUAAUUUGGAUACAUUGGCACCUAUAAACGGUAGGGGGCAGGAGUAUAUGAACAGGGGAGGGGGCAGGAGUAUAUGAACAGGGGAGGGGGCAGAACAGACUACAUACCAAAGUUGGACUCACUUUGCAUUUCCCCUGGACAAUUCUUCAACGGCAACUGGAGUUAAAUCAGAGCUUGACAAAAAUUCCCCUAAAAAUUAGGAGUCCGGGUCAAAGGUUGUAGCCAAACCAUUAAAAAAAACAAACAAACUUCAAAUUGCAAUUAAUUGAAAUCCAUAUGGAAAAGCUUCUCCAGCUCGCUAAGUCCCAGCUUUUUCCACUUUUUUGGAAUGAGUUUUGCCAGCUUGAUUUUAAGGGACACUAGUCACCAAAACAACUUUAGCUUAAUGAAGCGGUUUUGGUGUUGCAUGUGUGUAAGUGGGCUCUUGGAAAGACGUCUCAAACAGACAUCACACACUUCCUAGCAGACCACGUGGACCUGUCAAGCUGACAGAUUUGCAUCACCAGGUCACAAUCAGAUUGAAUUAUUUGCUGCCCUUGUAGCUAUCCCUUAUGUGUAAUAAUCCUGUAUCUGUGCAGGGUUGCAUGCGUUGGUUUAACACAUUUAAAAAGUUGUGAUGUUUUGAAUAAUUUUCCUGAACUUUUACAUUUUUAUUUUUUUAUUUUUUUUAGCUCUGGAAACCGUAUCAUUUGUAAAUUGGGACACGUUGGUAGACAACGCACCAGAAGCAAAGAAAUCAAACUCUGGCGGCAGAAAAAGUGUACGUUGAGCCCCUUUUCUUGCACUGUGACCAAAUUGUGUUGUACCGUAUGUUCUGGCACUGGAUGAAUAAUUUAUAACCAGGAUUAAAACACCAUUUUGUGAUUAAAUCCCGGAGCUCAUCUCAUCACAGUUCCGGAGCAUGCAAACAGGGCUGACUUGUGUGUGUUUUUUUUCUUCUCAUCAUGAGCACAAUGUGUGCAGUAUUGUAACAAAGGGGGUUUAUCAGUGAUGUGAUACUUUUAUGUUUGGUGCCCAUUACCGGGAAGAUGUGGAAUUGGUAAUCUGAGAAAUAAGAGUCUCUGGCAGAAAUUUAAAAAAAUAUAUAUUUAUCUAUUUGUUUCUAUGUAUGCUUUCUUUCAAUCCAGUUACAGAUCUGUAUUUAAAGGAAUCCUUGGUGUCUUUACUCUAUAGAAGGGCCCCAUGCAAGGUGCAGGAAUUUGAGGGACCUGCAGUGUAGUGAUUUAUGCCAUUAAAGGCUCCUUUCCACUAGUCCUUCCCCCCCACCCCCCCAUGACAUCCUUUAUCACCAAGAAUAUAUUACAGGGUCCUGAGCUGGUUUACUGUGGCAUAGUAUUUCUUUAUUGUAUCAUUAAUCUGCAAGAAGCACUCUGUGUUAUGGCGCGAUAUAAGAAUUGGUCAAUAUACCAUUAUUUCUGUUUACCUGCAGGCCAGGCAGAGGAAGACAAAGCCCACCGUAACAGAUGAUGCAGAUUUGGCCGUGUUGUUGAAAGACAUCCAGGUAAGAUCAGACAGUGACAGGGAAGUUCUCUUUUUGAAAUCUGUGGGUUUUUUAAGGGAGAUUUUGUCACGUGGAGCUGAAGUGUUCCUUUUUUUAGUGAGAAUUUUUCCAGCUGUUUAUCGGUCUUGGUUCCAAAGCUGAAACCCGGAAUUAUUAAAAUAGCACCGGUAUCACGGUGAAUAAUCAGACGUGAGCAACAAUGGACCAACAUCUAUCCAUUCUCCUCAUUCUGGAAUUCUCCACCUUACUCUGUAAAGGUAGCGAGAUUAGAGUUCUUUUAAAAAAAAAAAAUUUAAAUUUUUUUUUUUUUUUUAAUUAGUGAUGCUUGAAGUUAUGGGCUUUGGCUUUUUUGGGGGCUGAAAAAAAGAUGAAAUAGACGGAAGAAAACUUCUGAUGGUGUGUGUGUGUAUAUAGAUGUAAUAAAUCAGUAAAUAUAAAUAUCGUAAUUGCAAUAUGGGGUCUUAUUGACACCCAUAGGAUUUUUAUUUAUUUUACUAUUUUAAGGUGGCGGUUGGCCAGCCUCCUCAUUUAACACUGAUGGCGCCAAGGGUUUUUAACCAUUUGGCUGCUAGCGCUGCCAGCUGGCAAGUCGUUCUUCAGAUGAUCAAUUCGCUUGCAAAAAAAGUAAAUGCUAUUUUGCAAACCUGUAUCCUACCGGAUUUAUUCAGUUUGUCAUCGGCCACCAUACGGUCGUUGAUAAAUCUGAUUCAUUUACUGUAGAUUGGUUUGGAAUAUGAAUACGAAUAUCAUUGAUUUUUCAUAAUCCUCCGAACCGACAUUCAAUAAUUGGUUGGACCAAUCAAAUCCUGAUGUUAUUUAGCCAGUGUGGUCAAAAUUUGGUCGUUUUUUGGACAAAAUGUUUUUUUUUAGUGAAUAACGAUGAUAAUUGAGAAACAUUUUUGUUGCUUAUAUUGGCCAUCCGUGGCAUACAUAAAUUGUGAACAAAUGAAUUCUGUUAUGUUGUACUUUGAUAUCCUAACAAUCCAAUUUGUGUGUUCUUCCCAGAAUGCCCCUGAAAGCCAGAUUGCCAGCGUGGUACAGCGUGCUUUGUGGGGUUAUGAAGCCGUGGAUUUUCAUAUUACAAUUGGGAAAAUCAUGCAGGAACUGUUAAAUCGAUGUCGGUGCGAUCCUAAUUUCUACCCUCAAAGUCCUCUAGUGCAGCUCAUUCAGACAAACCUACUGUCCUACAGGUAACAGUGACCUUUCUUUAUCUAAAGUAAUUUAAGCUUAUUUUGUACUUAAAGCUGUGGAAAUAAGGCAUAAGUUUAACUAGUCUCUGGUGCACCGCCUUGCCAUCGCCAACCAAGUGGCAAUGUUCCCACUAGGGGGUGUUGCCAAAUGUGAAAAGAUCCCAGAAAACGACAGAGGUCCUUUUAAUUUGCUUACAAGAUUGGGACGCCUGAUUCCUCUGCCUGUUCCUUCUUUUCUAUUUUUAUUUAUUUCUCUUUUCUUGAAAAAGUAGUUGUGUACAUGGAAUGUAUUCCAGGAUGGUUGUCGAACCUAUUAAAUAUCAAAAUUCUAUGUUUUACGUUCUCCUGAAACUCAAAAUACAUUUAAAUUGGUUGCCUAUUGUGAUUGUGGAUUUAGGAUGAACCCUGUGUCUGUUCUUCCUCCCAGUUUGUGUCCAGAUUUAGUAGCACUCUCCCUGGAGAAGCAAGACGUGCGUCUGUUACAGCUCUGUCUGCAGCAUCUCCCUGACAUUCCCGAAUCUGUUAUCUGCUCCUGUUUAAAGGCUUUCUUAAGGUGAGCGUGCUCUUUUAACAUUCCCAGUCACAUAGUGUUACUAUUUGAGUACAUCAAAUUAAUGUAUGAUAUUUUGUCUGUUUGUAGUGUCGGUGAAGACCACCUUCGCAAUGCUCCGUUGAGCACAGAGUACAUUUCAAAUUAUAUUGAGGUGGCAGAAGAGGCAGAACAACCUUCUGUGCCUGAUGCUGCUGUGAUACAGAAUGGGUUUAGCCCGGCAGCUCUGGAGGAAGACAGCUGUGACGUUCAGACGCCGGAGAUUGUGUCACGGAGGAAUGAGCCUCCAAAAUCGCCUGUUAGCGUUAAACGAGCUGUACUUCUGUAUCCAAACCCAGAAAACCAUCCCUGAAUGUUCUCCUUAAUGCAUAAAGAUUUGUACACUGUAUUUUUAUAGAAAAUGCCUGAAAGUCCUAUAUGUGAGCAUUUCAGUUAGACAUCUGUACAGUGGAAGGGCUCUGGGAAUACAAAUUACUGUAAAUAUAAAAUUAUUAGUGCUGCACACUGUGCUGAGAUACACACUCUGUGUUUGUAUGUACGAAUGUCCACACGGGCACUGCUCACAAGUACACUCCUGCCUUCAUUUAAACAUCGAUGUGUAGAUGUGCAGUCCUUCAUUCACUACAAUGACACUGCCCACACUUGCACAUCUGCAUUCACUGAGCUGAAUCUUCAGGAAUUCGCCAGGGAAUUAUAAACUUUACAACAAAGUAGGCGAAAAGAUAACUGACAAACACGUUUUUCUAGAUCGGUUACUUUGAUCUAGAAUUAGUCAUUCCCAGAUGACUUCACAAUUUGGUGAAUAACCCUGACUCUGACAUUAUGCCAAACACCGCCCUAACUCAACACACUCCUGCAUCUAUCCAUCCAUCCACAUGCUCUCAUUGACUCUCCACAUUGCAGACAUGCCUAGUUGCUUAGAAUAAGAAUUUUUGAUCGAUGCUUCUCAUUAUCUACUUGACCAUUCGAUACAUGAAGUUAUAAAUCCAUGGGUCUAUCACUAUUUGAAUAACGAGUAAAUGAGUUUUUUUAGAAUGGUUAAACUGUUACUUUCCUGUGUUGCUUCAUGUCCUGUCCUUGUUUGAUCAUUUUAAUAGCCAAUGUUUCCUUAAUUUGUAAAUCCAGAAAUUCCAUCCUUACUUAUCCCUAUAGUGAGACCUUUCUCCUGCCUCAUCUGAAGUCUCUCUCUGCCAGUCAAGUUGUGGUAUGUAUUGUGCCUUCUUAUACUCAUGCCUUGUCUGCUGGCCGUUAAACUCUUAUAAUAACAAGAAAAUUGAACUUUCAUAUUGCUUGGCCAUGACUGUGACCUUGUUCUAUCCUUUUCAUUCUGCUAAUUUCUGUUGGGGCCUCUUAUAGAGCAGACACCAAUGGUAUUUUGAAAAUGCAACGAUCUUGCUAAAGGAUUCUGUACAGUAUAUUAAAGGAGGAGGAAAAUAAUGCAUACAUUGUGCUAGUAGACCUGUUAGCUAGUGUAUAGAUGUUUGCAAAGAAACAUGGGAAAAAAUAACUUAAUUUUUAAUGUGUUGCCUCCCAAUCCAUGCUUUAUCACAGUUCCAAAUUCAGUGAAGCAAGUUUACUCUCUGGUGUCUCACAUUUAGACCAUCAGAGACGACGAACAUAGACGGCACAGUGUGCUACUUCAUGUGCUGUGCACAUUGCUCUCAGGAUUCUCUGAAUGCAAGAUGUACUUCCUACCAAGGGUUCUCCUGCUCUCGGUCAAAGUUACAUUGCAAGCACUCUGGUUGUUCCAUGCUAGGGGAAUAUAUAAGCAGAAUGACCGAUACCGACCUGGCACAGAUUGUAUUGGUAUUGUAGUGGGGGAUCAGCCAGCUUGGACGUACAAGGCUGAUUAAGGUAGACUGGGAUCCCCCUGUCCACUCUGGAAAAGUGGAGAGUUUAGAUAGAAUAGCUCCUAAAAUAAAUAUCUAUAUCCUGUAAUAAUGGGUUCACUUUAAAGACAUGACCAAUAAAUUGAGUUUCCAUUUGAUUUAACAAAAAAAAAAUCUAUUUAUUGAACUUUUAUUUUUUUACACCAUUCUAUAUUUGCUAGAGAAUCAUUUCUGUACUAGAUCCAAUAGGAACCAGGUGAACAUUGCACAGACGGCAUUAUAUGCUGCUGAUAGCGUGCAUAGACAAGGUAUUUAUAUAUGUCCUGAUUUUAUGUUUCUUUUUCUUAGCUUUUCCUUCGAUAUUUGCAUUAUCUCUAUGUGAAAUGCGGUGGUGACCUCACAAUAAACCUCCCGGAGAAACAAAUGCCUUCAACCAACCAGGUAACAGGGAUUUAAUGUUCUUUCUCUUGUUUCAUUGUCCAUAUUGUGUUUUACUAAACGGCUUUCUUGGCCAUAUUGGUGGGUUACUCUCCCCGCGGGAUGUCGUUUCUGCCUAGAUCAACUAGGACCAUCUUGAUGUUCAAAGUCCUGAACAGGAUUUUGGGUUAAACGUCCUGUGAUUGAUCCUGUCCUGACGUGGGUUCUAGGUUACACAUCUAUUGAAGGACCCAGACUGGGUGUUGGAUACACUUCUACUUUUGGUAUGCUACUGGCCAGAUGAUUGCGUUACACUCCUAUUUAAUGGCUCCAGUCUUAGCGAGGGUGAUGGGGUACACUGCCAGGUAUAGCACUCGUCCUUGACAGGGCUGUGGGUUACAUGAGCACUGCAAGCCCCACCGGCUAAUCCCUAAACUGGAAUGGACCAGUGACUUGCAAAUUCUGAGACAAAAUAGCGGAGUUAGAGAAUUUUUCUUUUCAGUUAUUUUGACCUAGGAAGUGCGAUUCUCUGGCCAGUUUAAUAAAUGACCAUAGCGCUCUCCUAGCUCCGUGUUCUUCUCUCUGAAUGUAAUCCAACUCCUAUUUUGUUUCUUUCUCUCUUCAGAUUAUGGAUUGGAUGAGUGUUGUGUUGGAUGCCCAUUUCACAGUUGUGGUUAUGUUACCAGAAGCCAAGAAAAUGCUUCAGAAGCUUCAUAAAUUUGUCAGAACACAGGUAGGUGUUUCAAUCACUGAUCUGGAUCAUCUGUCACCUCACACACCACCAACAAUUGCAAGCCCAGAACCUACAGACAAUCUGCUUCCUGUAGGCAGGCCAUGGACUAUCUGAGCAAUAUUUAUCUGUAAAUGAGGAAGUUAGGUUUACCUUUUUAACACCCUAAGAAUAUUUUUUUUUCAUGUUUCCAGUAUUGCAAGAUAUCCCAAGUUUAGCAAUAUGCAGUACAUCUGGCCUUAACUUCCUACACUUAGUUGUGUCUUAACUUGGCUUCAUCAUUAAAAUGUGGUCAUAUAUAUUUAUUUUUUUGAGAUUUUCACCAUUCAGUGUAGAGAAUGGGGGGUAAUGUCUAUAGUGUUUUAGAAUUUUUAUGUGUUUUGUUUCCAUCCUAGAUGAAGUUGUACUCAGAACUGAACAAGGUUGAAGGAUGUUUAUCAGAGCUGCACAGAAUGAAACACCAAGUCAAAGACUGUGACCGAUAUUCAAUAGAAGUUCUGGAACUGUAUUAAGCAAACAGAAAUUGGAACAUUUUUAUUUUUACUUUUCCAAGAAAAGAAAAAUAGCAUUUUUUUAUUUUUUUUCAUUGUGUAUUUUAACACCUACUCUUUUCUAAAUGAUGGAUUUCAAACUGCAACCUCACUAUGCGUUUAAUGUUGAGUGCCAUCGGUGGACAGCCCUGGUUCGUUCCUGCACUGUCAAAUCCUGUAUUUUAUUUAAAAAAAAAAAAGACAAAUGUAUUUGAAUUUUCAUCGAUAAACUGUUCAAUCUGAACUUUGUUUGGUAAAAUAGUCUCCUCUCUUGGCUCUGUGUUCUGUGUGGAUAAAAAGUGACGAACGUUAUAACAUGUAAAAUGCAAUUGCUAGCCAGUUUUGGUUAAUCGAGUUAGCGUUUCGCUCUCCAUCGGGGAGCAGUGCUACGGUUCUUUCUAAACAUGGUUUUUUAUAUUUAUAAGGAAAUUGCGUUUUGGGUCUUUGCAUGCCCAUGAUCUCAACUAUUGCAGGGAUAUCUGAGAAAAUGCAUACAUAGCUUGCCAGGGUGAGCUUUGAUUUGCGUUUAUCAUGGCAUGUUGUUUUUAUAUUUUUUCAUUGGUUCAGUUGUGGAAACCACAAUAUGUACACCGUGUCCUACAGCUCAAAGCACCAUUUUUCAAGAAGUGAUAGUGCCUUAUUCCUUCACCCUAGUGAAUGUAGUGAGUACUUACUGGGUUAUGUGGCAGAGAGGGGAAGAAAUAAAUAAAACAAAUUUAAAACUGCAGGAUUUUCAUGUUUAGGAGCCGUAUAAAGAUAUGCACCGGCAAGGUGGCACAGUCCUGGUUAAAUUAAAUGACAUGGUUUGUUCUGUUCUGGUUGUGCCAGGAUAGUCGGGUAUACAAUGUAAAUUAAAACUGAGUAUUUUGAAAAUAAA
Messenger RNA from Pelobates cultripes (western spadefoot toad), 17402 nucleotides. The record is from the annotation of a GenBank genome assembly. NCBI's taxonomy places the organism in Eukaryota, Metazoa, Chordata, Amphibia, Anura, Pelobatidae.